AGUGACUGAGGCAGCCAUGAGUAGUCGAGAGGUGGUCUUUCUGAGUGUAGGCGGUGUGAGAUUUGUAACCCGGGCUUCCACCUUGCAGCAGUUCCCUGAGUCCAGGCUGGCACGGAUGGUAAAUGAUGAUGACCGGGAAUUUAAACUGGUGAAUGGAGAGUUUUUUGUGGACAGAGAUGGAGCUUUGUUUAGUUACAUCAUGGACUUCUUGAGGACUCUCCAGGUGUCCUUACCAACUGAUUUCUCAGACUAUCAGAGGCUGCAGAGAGAAGCAGAAUUCUAUGGACUCUACUCCCUGGCCGACCUCCUUAGCCAAGAACAUUUGCUGAAGCCAAGGCUGGAGAUCUUGGAAGUGCGUUUUUCUCUCCAAGAAAUGCAGGCCUUUUUCCGGAUCUUUGGUUCCUGCAGUACCACCAUUGAAGCACUAGCUGAGCAGAUCACUGUGUUUACAGGGCAGCAGUCAGGACAGGGCUGGAGCAGCCCUUUUCCUUCCCAGAAGCCACUUGUUCCACUUCCUUUGGAAAGACCCUCUCAUCACGAUCUGGUUUUUCUCUGUGGUACUGAGUAUUCUGCUGGUGACCAGUUUGUGGCCAGGUAUGUUUCCAUAAAGCCUGAUAAGAGAAAGCUGAUUAAUGGUACUAACGUGCUAGGCCUGCUGCUUGACACUUUACUCAAAGAUGGAUUUCGCCUCAUAAGCACCAGGACGGUUGCCAGUGAAGAGAAGGUUGAAUGCUACACUUUUGAAAGGAUGAAGAGGCCAGCAGGCCUUGCCAUCAUGGUGAACCAAACCCCAGGGGGCUCUGGGGUAGAACAGGCAAGGAGAAGCCAAGUACAGAAAUGGAAAUAAGGGCUUUUCCUUCCAUGUUUUGAAUGUAGAAGAGGGAGGUGUCAGCACUAGUGGUCUUCUUUGUUUUGUUUUGUUUUGGCUUGUUUGAAACUGCAGCUAUUGAGGGAAGUAACAAACACAUUUUCUUUCAAGUAUUUAGGGGAAAAAAUAGCUUUCUUGCCUUUGACUGCUCUACCCUCUUUAAGUAAAAGAAGCCCAGAUUCAAUACCGGGUUUGUGGACCAUAUUUCAGCAAUUCCAAGAGUUGUUUUUGUUUUUCCUCUGUGCCUAAAAUUUAAAUGAGGACUCGCAAAGCAUCAGCCAUCCCUUCCAGAAAAUUGUUUUUAUGUUCUGUGCUGAUCUGCAAGUAGAUUUUAAAAACAAGGUAAUACAUGAAGAAAUAACAUCUUGAUGCAACUGUCAUCCCAACAAUUAGGAGAAGUGGCUGGAGGAGGAAUGCAAACCCCAACAAUUGAUUAGUGCUUCCACUUACUGACUCUCUUGCAGUUGGCUGAGAGCAGUGUAAGAAUGUCCUGAGCUGUGCUGCUGUGUGGUUUUGUGAAAGCCAUCGUUGAGAUCUGUGAAAUAAUGUGUGUGACUGUCUCUUGCAGAACACUCUUCUGAGC
Messenger RNA from Vidua macroura (Pin-tailed whydah), 1451 nucleotides. RefSeq names its product potassium channel regulator (gene KCNRG). Gene Ontology annotation, cellular component: endoplasmic reticulum. The record is from RefSeq and is a predicted model, not a curated record. Gene Ontology annotation, biological process: protein homooligomerization; negative regulation of delayed rectifier potassium channel activity. The transcript has 2 exons. NCBI's taxonomy places the organism in Eukaryota, Metazoa, Chordata, Aves, Passeriformes, Viduidae. The coding region runs from base 17 to 847 and encodes 276 amino acids. Gene Ontology annotation, molecular function: protein binding.